Messenger RNA from Xyrichtys novacula (pearly razorfish), 6045 nucleotides. NCBI's taxonomy places the organism in Eukaryota, Metazoa, Chordata, Actinopteri, Labriformes, Labridae. The record is from the annotation of a GenBank genome assembly.
GGAAAUGUGACUGGAAAAAAAAAACACCAAUUAAGCUAAGACACUCAUUACAGGGCUCAUAUACAAUUAAUGCCUUAACCUGCCCAGUUCUAUUUAUUUAGUGUCGAAAUGGAAAAAAUGCUACCCCCUACAUGAAACGGGCUAAAAAUGAUUUUUUAUUAUGUUGUUGACAGGUGAAUCACAGCAAGAACAAACUCCAUAUAGUUACAAAGGUGAUAAAAAUUAAGGAAAACAGAAACAUACAGAUUUAUCAUGGAUAAAGCUCGAAAAAUCAACCUUAUAAGAGAUAUGAAAUAACCACAUCAAUCAUUCUCUCACUUUUUGAUGCUUUAACAUUAUAAUUAAAAAAAAAAAAAACUAGUCAUAAAUACCUGCAAGUUGUCACUGAUGGCACUGUGUCGUGUCAAAAAGCUUGUGCCCGUCUAUUAGAGAAGUGAGGGGGUUAAACCCUUGUCAGUAGGACAGUCGCAAGCUGUCACUCUGAGUUCAAAUUCAUACGCUCUCAUAUGAUUCUGACAGACACAAACUACUUCAGCCUCUGACAUCCAUCUACAUCCAAAGGUAAACAAUAUGUUUCUUGUUUUAGCAGCAGAUAGGCAGUUUUGAUGAUAAGUAGUAAAAGGGAGGGUACGUAGUUUAUGCCUGAGGCAACAAGCUGUUACUGAGUUUCCUAAGUAGAUUAAAGGGUGCAGCACUAAGGACUUGAAGCUGAGCGUACAGAACAAUAAAAAAAAGUCUUUUAAUUACACCACUAAACUCUUGUCAGAGAGAAAUUCAAUAUCUGACAGAUACAUAUUUUCAUCAAAACUGCAAGGAAAAAUAACACAAUUCAAAACAAAGUCAGUGCUCACUUAUUUGAUCAUUCUUUUUGUCAUAUUUUAGAGAAACACUCAAAUAUUUGCCCAGCUUUGCUCCUGAAAUGUAGGGAUUUGCUGCAUUUCUAUGACAUUAAUCAUACUGAAGAAUAUUUGAGGUUGUUGGUUGGACACGAGCAGAAAUUUUGGGAUGUCACUUUGGGCUCUGGGAAAGUUGUGACGGGCAGUUUUUGACAUCACAGACCAAAUAAGUAACUAUCAAAUUCUGAAAAUACUAACUCACCUACUGACAAUGAAAAAGAUAAGUAAUUACAGUCCCGUUUUGAUUAUAUACUUUAGUAGGACAGCCAAAAGAGACACCUGUCUGUGCCACGUCUGGUGGUUAUUAAUAGGACUUGAAAAACAAGGCAAGUCAUAGUACUUUGAUCCUUUUUGUGCCUACUUUUUAUUGGUCAGUUUAAAGUAGUUAUCCUGUUUUAUCACUAAGAGCCCAUAGAGCUGCUAACCCAGAAUCUGUCAGACAGCCUGCAGAAAUAAGUACGUAGAUGGUCGGCACAAUACAGUUCAGGAGUAUACUUAAUCUUCCUCACACCUGCCACAGUCGUGCCAAGCUAUAAAUACUGGGGUCAUAAGAGGAUCCACCUGCUAUCAGUGUGAAGAAGCCUGAUGGAUGCUUGUUCAUGCCAAAGGAGCCAAGCAAAAGACUUACAGUCCCUACUUAUCCAACACUUCCACUUACAAUAAUCACAAGAGGGGCCUGAUUUCUAUAUCCACAACAGUAUCGUUAAGUAAUAGACUGAUUUAUGAUGUAAUAGCUGAGGAUAUUCAAGUCUUGUGUUUCUCUUGCUCAGGAAUAUCAUUAAACAUAAAUGAUAAAUGGUCGACUGUAAUAAAUAUUUUGAUAAUUUAAGCAUGUGUUUUACUGGCUUGUAGUAGUAAUUGUAGGAAUGAAGCAAUUGACCCAAGCACCAUGUAACUUGGGUUUAGCUGGUUUGAUCUUAUGUGAGACAUAUGUAAUACUUUCAGGCUACAUAUGUAACACUUGAAGGCAAAGCUUUCUGGCAGGUAAACAUGUUGUGUUACUGACUCGGGUGCAGUAAUCACAGUAAGGACAUCAUGACAGACGCAAGGAGACCACAGUGGACAUUAAGAGGGGAAAGAUAGAUUGACUAGGAAAAAGGCUGGACUUCAAUAUACUUUAAGCUUCCUUUACAAGGUGAGACCUGUGCGAUCUUAUAAUUUUUUUUUUUUUUGCUUCAGUGGUUUUAAGUUAGGGGGAGAUUUGCAAGCUUAAGCUGUAGCAACAGUAUUUCAUGGAAAAAAAGUAACUUGCAUAUAGUUAUGUUAUAGAUUGUGAUAACUCUACCUUUUCUUUCUGGUAUUUUUCUUUUUCUAAAUAUGUUUUGUCUUUUAUUUGUCCAUGCUUGAAAAAAUGUAGGGUAGAUUGAGAGACAUGCGUGUGACACUGGAGUGAAUGGAAUAUAAUGUUGAUGCAGCAGGAGCUCUCUUUUCCAGAGUCGGCACCACAAAGGAAUUUAGUGUUUCUCAAAUACUUUUGUCAACAUAAAAACUCAGAAAUCUUAGAUAAAUUUUCAAAAGUGAAGAAAUGUAUGUAGAGAUCCCGCUGACCAUAAAUUACCUGAGUGAACGUGUAAUAAAAUACAGUGAAAAUACUUUGGCAGGUGCAGCCCAGCCUUUGGACAAUUUUGUUUUGUUUUUUGUUUUGUAUUGUUACAACUAUGAGAAAUGCAUGCUAUCAUAAACAUAUGCAUGCCUGUCAACAUGGUCAACCAGGUGAAGCAUUACUUGUUCAUACUAAGACAGUUUUUCUUCUUACAACUUUACAAGUAUCAGUAUGUUGGGUCAUUAAGAUUUAGUCAUAUUUAGGUUUGGUGAGGUGAGUCUCAGCUUCUAAAACCUGCACCAUUAUUGGACUGUCAAACUCCUUUAGACUAUUUUAAAUUUUCUGUAGCAGCAUUAAUAGUAUGUAAACCUGCUACAGAUAACACACAACUCUGUACCUACUGUAAAUAGUUUCGCAUGAUCAGCAGUAAACUAAAGUUUUGUCCUUCCUGUCCUCCACAGGGCCUUCAGUGGAUUUAUUUGGGUUCUGAUGUCUCACCGUUUUUGACAUGAAGGUUAAAAAAUAACUUUCACAAUCCAUGCUCACAAGUUCUGGAGUAUUUCAACAAAAAAACCUGUCCACCUUUCUUUAUCACAUCUGUUGAGUUUGGAGCUCCUCAGAUCACCGUUUGUGACAUGAUUGCAUCUGUAAAGCUCAUCCAGGAGCUGCAUACUCCUUUCACUUUUCCAUUUUUUCAGAGUAAAGUGGACUGAUAAAGUAAGAACAAAUGGAGCCCCGACUUUUGUAUCACACUCCACUUCUAUUUGGGCAAUAAGUGUAGGGAAGUCUCACUGAAACCCCAUAACAGACUGUUUGUGAGGAUUGAUGUUUCUAAGUAGUGAGUGGGCAAGAGCAGUGCAGCCUUGGAUCCAUCGUGGAACCACAGUCCAGCUGGACGCCCGGCCUUCGGGCCGGAGACGCUCCAAACCAGCAACUAUUCCCUGGUGUUACUGAUUCAGCUCAGUCUGCUCUCCUUCGACCUGUUUGUCAACUCCUUCAGUGAGCUGCUGAGGACUGAACCGGCUGUCCAACUGGUCCUCUUCAUGUAAGUAAGAGUUUCUCUCUAUGUCUGCAGCAAAGUUUUAUUUUUGCCUCCGGGGAAAACUCUCAGCUUAAAAUAGCCUGCCUCAGCUGUGAAUUCUAAGUCAUCCUGGAUGAAAUAAAAGACUACUGGACACAGACCUUGUGCUCUUCCUGUUCUUAUAACAUUUGCUCCAAAUGGUCACAACUUUCCCCCUUUUUUCUCUCUUUCUCUCUUAAACAGUAUGCAGGACAUUUCCAUCCUGUUCAACCUGAUCAUCAUUCUGUUGAUGUUGUUCAACACCUACGUAUUCCAGAUCGGCCUGGUGGCCAUAUUGCUGGAGCGGUUUAGAGCUCUACUAAUGCUCUCUGCUCUCUAUCUGACCUUCAGUAUUGUACUGCAUUCUUGGCUUAUGGUACGUAGUGUGUUAACACAGGGAGAAUGAGAUUUCUUAAAAUCUUGGUCCAUUUGACUAUUAACUACAAGUUGCACGUUUAUGUAUUAUGUAUAAGAAAAAAUAGCAUGUGAUAAUCCCUGAACAACCAGUCCGAGGUAAAUUUUUACCCACUUGUGAUAUUGUUGACAGUAAAGUGGAUAAGAUGGUUAUCAGCCUUCAUCCUGUUUCAAUUUCUUUGUUUCAAAAGCCAGGACAUCAAAAAUCAUUGUUCAUGGUCUUGGCAUAUUCUUUUCAGAAUCUGCGUUGGCUGAACACCAACAGAUUUAUUUGGACAGAUGGCCUUCAGGUGCUUUUUGUUGUCCAAAGAGCUGGUAAGAUUAUUCCUACCUCUUUCUUAUUCUCAACUAAAAAGCAUGUAGUCUGAUUUUUUUCUUAUUCAAGAGGUCCAAAACUUAAGUUGCACUGUCUGUGGAGCUUUAUGCCAAUCUUUCUCCCAUCAGAAUGAAGCAGAGCCAUGCCACCAUUAUCUGUUAUCAGAUUCACAUGAUUAACAUUUGGGUUUAAUAAGGGAAUGACUACAAAGUACUUCCUCAGUAGAAGUGAGAUUUAUGAGACAGCAAAUGCUGAAUUUGAGUUCAGUGACAAUCACAAUUAUCUACAUACCCUGUGCAAGGAUUUCUCCUAUAACUCUAGGUUUCCUUGUAACCACUACAGGCAGGCUUCUGUCACUAUUUGAUUAAUGGGAGCCGUGUGUAUGCAGCAUCAUUAUGUACUUUGUCUGAAGGACUGCGUAUGGCUUAAAAUCUGUCAAUAAUUUAAGUAGAACAAAUAGUUCCUUAGAGUCAUUACCAUACUAAACUCAGAAGGUCACCAGCCAGCUCACAUUGGUGCUGAUAGUUCCCCAAUCCCCACCUUUCUCUCCAGGCAGUGAUCUCACAGUGUCAUGUGGGUGUGAAUUUCAUACCAGUAUAAGAUCGUAAGUGGAUGAAAGGAUUUAUUGUCUGGCUCUUGUUCCUCUCAGCAGCAUAUCUAUUAUUAAGUAUGAGAACGCAUGGUAGCCAUGUUUCAUAUGCCUCUUUGUUUUGACUGCUACUUAAGACGCACUUAGGCACUUACUCAGUGUGGUGAAGUGUUGCAUCACAAACUCUCUUUGCAUAUCAAUCCUCUUUAAGACACUGUAACUCUGUUGGACUGACUUCUCUUUUAAGGUUCCCAAAAAUACCUAGUUGUGAAUUCUGCAAGGGGUUGUCCACUUCUUUGUCUUUACUUGCAUUACUAAUUUCAAUACACAGUUCUAUCAUACUGUGUUCUGAAGCCACUAACUCCAAAAUGGCUGAAGACUUACAGAAGCAAAUAAGUCAAAAGAUAUUCAUGAACAUUAAUAACAUUUGCCACAUUUUUGUGCCUCAAAAUGUAAAUGAUUAUUGAUCUAGUAAUAGGUAAUAGUUUAAAAAUAUCAGCUUUACCACCUACCAUGACUAUGAUGAGCCACCCUAAACUUAUGGGCUUAUAAAGCUUUUGCAAGUUGACUUUUAUGCAAAUAUUUACACAAAUAUUGCAUGUAACAUCCUUGAGCUAAGCAAAAACAAGUCAAGGGUUUGCACCCCUGUGAUUUACGUAACUUAAGGUUUAGGCUAAACAGACAAAACAGUGACAUGGAUCUCAAUUGAAAUGUCAAGCAGGUGCUUUAGCAGAGUAACGGCAAAGGGAAAUCCAGGAUGAGACUAAAUAAUGUCUGCAAAAAACCUUUCUAGUCCUCUUUAGUCUAAUUUUCCACAUAAAAGAAUGCUGAAUUUUUUCACACAGCACCUUUGAGGCUGAUUAACUAGUGAUAUUUUCUGCAUGUUUUGAUGUUUUAUACCUGUAACAUUCUCAAAUAUUUUCUUGUUCACAGGUUCUGUGUUGUACUACUACUUUUACAAGAGAACCUCAGAGUACCUGGGUGACCCCCGGCUCUAUGAGGACUCGCCGUGGCUGCGAGAAGUCUUUGUUCGAGCCAGACAGUGAUCCUUCAGCAAAACAGCACACGGUGUAGCACGGGCCCAUGUAAGAGUAAAAAACAGAAACCAUAACAUAUUUGGAAUCAGGAGAGAAUAUAUGCAAAAAACUAAGUGUGACAAGUUGAAUAUAGUACAGUCUAAAUGUAUAGGAAAUUGUUUUCAAAUUCAUUUCAGAUCACAAAAGCAGU